Molecule: messenger RNA, 1715 nt
Organism: Theobroma umbraticum
Lineage: Eukaryota; Viridiplantae; Streptophyta; Magnoliopsida; Malvales; Malvaceae
Source: RefSeq, a predicted model, not a curated record
UCAUUGGGCAACGAAGGCCCAUUCUAUUAAAAUAGAAAAACCACAACGGGUCAGCGCGGUGUACUUCUCCGGGCCGCUUCUGAGAUGCCAUACGUUUCUGUCACGGUACGUGGAAACUGGUCAGAGAGGUUGGGAGCCCAAAAUCUUUCCUCCCCAUUUUCAGUUCCAUGGAGUGUAAUCAAAUCAAAUUUGCUUACUUCACGCAAAUCGAUUAAACUUACCCUUGUCCAUUGUGAGGGUGCUGAGUUCAAUUCAUUUCGACAGUGUAAAUAUUUGUGAUGGAUGCAAAGGCUUUGGCAAAAUCAAAGAGAGCUCAUUCACAACACCAUAGUAAGAAGCCUCAUUCAAGGCAAUUGCCAAAACCUCCAUUAGUUGGCGGUAAUGAUGCAGCAAACGCAAAGAAGCAGACAGGCAGGCAAAUUAGAGAGAAAACGCAUCAGGCUCAGGGUGUAUCUGCACUACCAUCGAAUUGGGAUCGCUAUGAGGAAGAAUUUGAUUCAGGUUCUGAAGAUCGAUCUGGUGAUAGCGCAAGUCAAGUUCCCGAUGUUGUUUUGCCAAAGAGUAAAGGGGCUGACUUUCGUCACCUGAUUGCUGAGGCCCAGUCUCAGUUGGAGUCAAAUCCUUACACAGAUAGCCUUUGUUCUUUAGAUGAUAUUCUGCCUGGAGACUUCAAUCAGUUUGUGGGCUCUAUGCUUUCAGUAAGGGGAGAGGGCAUUCUGUUUAUUCAGAAUGAUAAUUUUGUUGUGGAAGACAGAACAACUGCAACUCAUGAGGCAUCAUUUCUCUCCUUGAAUUUGCACGCUCUUGCUGAACAACUCAAAAAAGUAAAUUUAUCUGAGAGGCUCUUCAUUGAAGAAGAUCUACUACCACCAGAGCUGCAUGCAGAGAGUUCAAAGGUCAAUAUUGCUGCUAAAAACGUUGAGCAUAUAUCAUUGAGCUCUGGGUGCAAGUCUGUAGAUGCAACAUUGUCUAAUGAAGGUUUGGAUUCAGUGGAUGAAGUUUACAGUGAUUUUAUUUCCAGUCAACGUGACAAAUCUGGUAAGAGUAGAGCAUUGGAGUCUUCAGCACAGGACAAUUCAAAUUCUGCCCCUGUCCCUAACAAAAAAGUUUCAACUUUUGAAGCGGCAGCUGCAGAGGCAGAAUUGGAUAUGCUUCUUAAUUCUUUCAGUGAGACUAAGCUUCUUGAUUCUUCUGGCUUAAAGCCCCAAAAAGGCUCCCAUGAUUAUUAUACAGAAGGUUCUCCAUCUUUGGCCCAACUUGCAAGAAAAGGCGUUGAUUCAUCUAAAUCUGCAGAUGUUAAUUCCAGUGUUGAUGAUUUGCUUGAUGAUUUAUUAAAAGAAACAUCCACAAUGGUAAACCAAGGUGCUGAUUCAUCUAAAUCUGCAGCUGUUACUUCCACUUUUGAUGAUUUGUUACAAGAAACAUCCACAUUAGUGAACCGAAAUGGUUUGUCUAGGCAUACUGAUGUCAAAGCUGCCCCGGACAAUGGUCAGUCUUCUUCAUCGUCUCACUCUGUCCCAAAGCCAAAAGUAUUGAAUGAUUUCGAUUCAUGGUUGGAUACGAUUUGAUGGUUUGUUACUAAGAAACCUCACUCUUGUAAAUUGAACUGAUGUAUGAAUUGCUCAUCAAAGAUGGCUUUACACUUCCUUUUCCAGUUUAUUAUGCUAAUUUUUUGUUUCCUGUUUAGGAGCAGAAAUAAAAUCCAUCAAUCCAAG